Molecule: messenger RNA, 4866 nt
Organism: Notechis scutatus (mainland tiger snake)
Lineage: Eukaryota; Metazoa; Chordata; Lepidosauria; Squamata; Elapidae
Source: RefSeq, a predicted model, not a curated record
GCUUAGGCUCUCGCAAGAGCAGAAGCGGGCGUCCAAGUCAAAGCCUCGUUGCUGCCGGAGCCGCGACGUUUCCUUUCCCCCCCACCAUUUCAUCCUACGCAGUCAGGCAGCGAGCGCAGACCUCGACUCCCAGCGCUGUCCGACUAGGGCACGCCAUGGAGGAGGAGCGUGCCGGGGAGCAGAUGAGGCCACUACUCACAACGGGUCAUGAUGAAGAAGCUGUUGUGGAUACAGGCAAAAUCAGUUCUACUAUCAACACAAACUUUGAGAAAGAAGAAUUAGAAAGUCAUAGAGCUGUAUAUAUUGGUGUGCAUGUGCCCUUUGGAAAACAAGGUCGACGCCGUCAUAGACAUCAUAGUCAUAAACGUCAUAGACGAAGAAAAGAAAAGGAGACUGAUAGAGAAGAUGGGCGGGAAUCUCCUUCUUAUGACACACCAUCCCAGAGAGUGCAGUUUAUCCUUGGUACAGAGGAUGAUGAUGAAGAACACAUUCCACACGAUCUUUUUACUGAAAUGGAUGAGCUUUGUUUUAGAGAAGGAGAAGAAUAUGAAUGGAAAGAAACUGCCAGAUGGCUAAAAUUUGAAGAAGAUGUUGAAGAUGGUGGUGAGCGGUGGAGCAAACCUUAUGUGGCUACUCUGUCUCUUCAUAGUCUGUUUGAAUUGAGAAGUUGCAUUUUAAACGGAACGGUCAUGUUAGAUAUGAGAGCCAAUUCACUGGAUGAAAUAGCAGACAUGGUAUUGGAUAACAUGAUAGCUUCUGGCCACCUUGAUGAAUCAAUGAGAGAAAAUGUCAGAGAAGCCCUUCUGAAAAGACAUCAUCAUCAGAAUGAAAAAAAGUUUAGUAAUCGGAUUCCUCUCGUCCGAUCCUUUGCAGAUAUAGGCAAGAAACAUUCUGACCCUCUCUUGCUUGAAAGAAAUGGGGAAGGCCUUUCAGCCUCCCGCCAUUCUUUACGAGCAGGUCUUUCUGCCUCAAAUAUUUCCCUGAGAGGAGAGAAUCGUUUGUCCCUUCUUCUCAAUUACCUUCUUCCUGGAUCUCCAACAACCUCAAGGAGUACAACCCCUUUACCUACCCCACAAAGCACUCCACCUUCCAGUCCUAGGUGUGAUUCUAAGGGAACUACAAAUUUCCAGCCAAUCGUGCAUCAGGUGUCUCCUUCUAAUGAUGAUAUCCCUAAAGUAGUAAUUCAUCCACCUGAGGAAGAUUUAGAAGCUCAGGAAGGCAAGAAGAGGACAGAGGAAAAUAGUGACAUAACACCAGGGCUUUUAGCAUCACCACAAUCUGCACCUGGUAAUUUGGAUAUUGGAAAAAAUGGAGAAUUUAAAAUUAGUGGAACAGGAGGGAGUAGAGAAAAUAGUACGGUUGACUUCAGCAAGGUGGAUAUGAACUUUAUGAGGAAGAUUCCAAUAGGUGCAGAGGCAUCAAAUGUGCUUGUUGGAGAAGUAGAUUUUUUGGAGAGACCAAUUAUUGCUUUUGUGAGGCUGUCUCCAGCUGUGCUUCUCACUGGUCUCACAGAGGUUCCUGUUCCUACACGUUUCCUUUUUCUGUUGCUGGGACCAGCAGGUAAAGCACCUCAGUAUCAUGAAAUUGGUCGAUCAAUAGCAACACUCAUGACUGAUGAUGUGUUCCAUGAUGUUGCUUAUAAAGCCAAAGAUAGAAAUGAUCUACUAUCUGGAAUUGAUGAAUUUUUAGAUCAAGUGACUGUUCUUCCUCCAGGCGAAUGGGAUCCUUCAAUUAGAAUUGAACCACCCAAGAGCGUUCCUUCUCAGGAGAAGAGGAAGAUUCCUAAAUUUCCAAAUGGAGCUGCUUCUCCUGGAGAACCCCUUAAGGAAGAAGGUCAUCAUGCUGGACCUGAACUACAAAGAACUGGAAGGCUUUUUGGUGGUUUGAUACUUGACAUCAAAAGGAAAACAUCUUUUUUCUUGAGUGACUUCAAGGAUGCAUUAAGUCUGCAGUGUCUGGCCUCGAUUCUUUUCCUAUACUGUGCCUGUAUGUCUCCUGUAAUCACUUUUGGAGGGCUCCUUGGAGAAGCUACAGAAGGCAGAAUAAGUGCAAUAGAGUCUUUAUUUGGAGCCUCAUUAACUGGAGUUGCCUAUUCACUUUUUUCUGGGCAACCUUUGACAAUAUUGGGCAGCACUGGACCAGUACUAGUAUUUGAAAAAAUAUUGUUUAAAUUUUGCAAAGAUUAUGGACUUUCUUAUCUUUCAUUACGAACCAGUAUUGGUCUGUGGACAUCAUUUUUAUGCAUCCUGUUAGUAGCAACAGAUGCAAGCAGUCUUGUGUGUUACAUUACUCGAUUUACAGAAGAGGCUUUUGCUGCCCUGAUUUGCAUAAUAUUUAUAUACGAAGCACUGGAAAAGCUCUUUCAUUUGGGAGAAGUAUAUCCUUUCAAUAUGCACAAUGACCUUGAUAAGCUGACAUUGUAUUCAUGUGUAUGUGCUGAACCUCCAAAUCCCAGCAAUGAAACUUUAGAGCUAUGGAUGAAAGCCAAUACAUCUCUGGAUACCAUACCAUGGACCAACCUCACAGUUAAGGAAUGCAAUAAUCUUAAUGGCAUAUUUGUUGGAUCAGCUUGUGGACACCAUGGUCCAUAUUUCCCAGAUGUUCUUUUUUGGUCUGUCAUAUUAUUUUUUACAACAUUUUUCCUCUCCUCUUUUCUCAAGCAAUUUAAGACCAAACGUUAUUUUCCCACUAAGGUACGUUCUACAAUAAGUGAUUUUGCUGUAUUUUUGACAAUAGUGAUUAUGGUUUGCAUCGAUUAUUUUGUUGGAGUUCCUUCUCCUAAAUUAAAUGUGCCUGAAAAAUUUGAGCCUACACGGAGUGAUCGUGGAUGGCUUAUCAAUCCUCUAGGGAGUAAUCCUUGGUGGACCCUAGUAAUAGCUGCAGUUCCAGCUUUGCUCUGUACCAUCCUUAUUUUUAUGGAUCAGCAAAUUACAGCAGUUAUCAUAAACAGAAAAGAGCAUAAACUCAAGAAAGGUUGUGGUUAUCAUCUUGAUCUGCUCAUGGUUGGCAUUAUGUUAGGUAUAUGCUCUAUUAUGGGUUUGCCUUGGUUUGUGGCUGCAACUGUCCUUUCAAUAAGUCAUGUCAACAGUUUAAAAGUUGAAUCUGAGUGCUCAGCUCCAGGAGAACAACCAAAGUUCCUGGGAAUCCGUGAACAAAGAGUGACAGGAUUAAUGAUUUUUGUUCUGAUGGGGCUUUCAGUGUUUAUGACCUCUGUUUUAAAGUUUAUUCCAAUGCCAGUUUUAUAUGGUGUUUUUCUUUAUAUGGGAGCAUCCUCACUAAAAGGCAUUCAGUUUUUUGAUCGUAUUAAACUGUUUGGUAUGCCUGCCAAACAUCAACCUGAUUUGAUUUAUCUCCGUUAUGUGCCACUAUGGAAAGUACAUGUAUUUACAGUAGUUCAGCUUACCUGUCUUAUUCUUUUGUGGGCAAUUAAAGCAUCAGCUGCUGCUGUUGUUUUUCCUAUGAUGGUUUUAGCUUUAGUUUUUGUUCGCAAACUUAUGGAUUUGUGUUUCACCAAACGGGAGCUCAGUUGGCUUGAUGAUCUUAUGCCAGAAAGUAAGAAGAAAAAGGAAGAUGACAAAAAGAAAAAAGCAAAGGAAGAAGCUGAGCGAAUGUUUCAGGCAGUGGACAAUGAAACUGUACACCUUCCAUAUGAAAGAAGUGAAGUAUUACAGAUUCCUGUGAAAGCUCUAAAAUACAGCAUUGACCCUUCUGUGGUAAACAUAUCAGAUGAAAUGGCCAAAACUGCACAGUGGAAGGCUCUUUCCAUGAACACAGAGAAUGCCAAAGUAACAAGACCUAACCUGAGCCCUGAAAAUGAGUCAUGUGUGAAAAUAGACAUUGAAAAAACAUCUGAAAUAAAGUAUGUAGAUGCUGAAACCUCAUUAUAGAGGUAAAACAAUGAUAUUAUUUUAUAGGAUAUAUUGAAAGAGAGUGACUUUACAGCUUCUUUAAGUACUAGGUACUUAUGUGAACAACAGUGAGAUUUUCCAGCAAGAAAUGUCUGUCACUGUGGAAAUAUUUAUUUUAGUGGAAUGUUUAUUUCAAUUUUUUAAAAGGAAAAAUAAUUUCUUUUUUUAGUUAUCAGUAAGUCAAAGAUCAUCUUUAACUAUAAAUUAUUGGUUUUCAUUGUAUCUGUGAUAUUUUUAUAUAAUUUUAAAUACAAAUGUCCUGUUAUCAGGCAUUUGCUUGUUGGAUUUUUGCAAAUGUUAUGCCAGUUUAUAAGAACAAAUGAUACAUAUGCAAUUUAGUGAAUUGCUGUAUUUCAGCCUUUAUUUCAUAUUAUCUUAUGGGUUAAAUAAUUGUAUUUGUAUAUGAAUUAUUUCCUGUUGUAUUGUUAAACACCAUUGUAAUGCAUUUUUUUAAAAAUAAGUCUUAUAUGUAGUAGUCAACUUCUCAGUUUUAUUUUUUAAUUCACCAACCACAAGAGCAGAUUAUACUGAAAGAAUAAAGCAGUUUUUAAAUAUAGAAGUCUAGAUUGGCAUUUAUUUAGACUGCCUUUUAAUAAGAUUAAACAUGAUUAUGGUUCUCUUUUUGUAAGAUAAAAUUUAAUUUUCCCCUGAGUGUCCUAUAAAUAUAUGCCAGAGAGCUGGGGGAGUUUGAUGAUUGGUAACUGUAGGAGAGGGAAGAAAUUUCUAUCACAUAAAUGAAAAUUUUCUAGUUAGUAUUGUAUUAGAACAUCUGGAUUUACAUUAAGAGUUGACUUCUUUUACAUAAACUUUAUUGCUACUAGACAUUGAAAAUAAAUUUAUGUAGAUUCUUGAAUCCAUCAUUUUAACAUUCAGUUUCAGGAAAUAAAACCAGAAUUACUUUAAAAUUAUGUUAAAUUUAAAAUUUUUUUUUCCAAAGCAUAUUUGUCUUAGAUCAAUA